AUGUCAUCUUCGAAGCUGUCCAGCUGUUGUUGGCAGGAGCGAAUGGGCAACCGCGGUGAGGAAGGACUAGAAGAGUAUGAUGGCGAAAUGGAGAAGCGGUGUGCUGUUUCUUUAACUCUCGGUUUGGGUAACGGGCAAAUUUCUGUCUCCGCCAUAGUGCCUCUGCCCAAAGGGGUAGCCUUCGGACCUUGGAAGCGGCCCCAAAGACCUACUGCUCGUCUAUAA
Molecule: messenger RNA, 225 nt
Organism: Echinococcus granulosus
Lineage: Eukaryota; Metazoa; Platyhelminthes; Cestoda; Cyclophyllidea; Taeniidae
Exons: 2
Coding region: 1-225 (74 amino acids)
Source: RefSeq, a predicted model, not a curated record